AUGAAUAAGGCUAAUCUGUACGAGCAGGCGAACGGUGUGCAGCGGCGCGAUGCGAUGGAGAUUUUGAAAGAAUACGCACCCCUGCUCAGCUGUCGCCGGGGUGGCGAAGACGUUGCGCUGCUGGACAUCGGUUGCGGGAGUGGCGAUGUGUUGGUCGACUUCGUUCUACCCGUGCUCGGCCGGGGUACGACCGUUCCGGUGGGGCGCGCGCUGGGGACGGACAUCUCGGAGCAGAUGGUGCGUUACGCGCGCGAGUCGUACCGCCACCUGAAGACGGUCGAGUUCGAUACGCUCGAUAUUGGAGCGAAGCUGGAAGCGUCAACACUUGCACGGUGGGGUCAGUUUAGCCACGUAACUUCCUUCUACUGUCUGCACUGGGUACAGAACCAACACACGGCUUUCUCCAACAUUUACCAACUUUUGAAGACCGGCGGUGACUGCCUGUUGGUGUUUUUAGCCAACAAUCCCAUCUUCGACAUAUACAACCAACUGUCUCGUUCGCCCAAAUGGUCCAAGUACAUGUACGACGUGGAGAAGUACAUCUCACCGUACCAGUACUGCGAGAACCCGGCUAGUGAGAUCGAAGAUCUGCUGUGCACGGUGGGCUUCCAGCACUAUCAAAUUCAGGUUCGCGACAAGCUGUACGUGUACGAGGGGUUGGACAAUCUGAAGAGAGCCGUGUUGGCUGUAAAUCCCUUCAGCGAACGGAUGCCGGCCGAGCUGCAGGAUAAGUUCUUGCUCGAUUAUAUCGCUGUUGUGCGGGAGAUGUAUUUGGCGAAAGGUGCCACCGAGGAGAAUGAUGCAAAUCUACAAUUCAUUUCACCAUACAAAUUGGUGGUUGUGUAUGCGAAGAAGUAG
This is a messenger RNA of Anopheles marshallii, 858 nucleotides long. It is a transcript of the gene jhamt, whose product is annotated as juvenile hormone acid O-methyltransferase. The transcript has 3 exons. The coding region runs from base 1 to 858 and encodes 285 amino acids. The record is from RefSeq and is a predicted model, not a curated record. Lineage: Eukaryota; Metazoa; Arthropoda; Insecta; Diptera; Culicidae.